Molecule: messenger RNA, 1545 nt
Organism: Kuraishia capsulata CBS 1993
Lineage: Eukaryota; Fungi; Ascomycota; Pichiomycetes; Pichiales; Pichiaceae
Exons: 1
Coding region: 1-1545 (514 amino acids)
Biological process (GO): protein folding; response to endoplasmic reticulum stress
Cellular component (GO): endoplasmic reticulum
Molecular function (GO): protein disulfide isomerase activity
Source: RefSeq, a predicted model, not a curated record
AUGAAGUUUUCAAUUAAGUUACUAGCCGCGUUGGCAGGCAUUGUAUGCACAGCAGCGGCUGUUGACGAGAAUCCAGCCGUUGCUUCGGCUGAUUCUGCGGUUGUCAAGCUGACGUCUGACAAAUUCUCCGCGUUCCUCAAGGAAAACGAUCUCGUUCUUGCCGAAUUCUUCGCCCCUUGGUGUGGUCAUUGCAAGCAUCUUGGCCCCGAGUUUAGCUCUGCUGCCGACCGCUUGCUGGACAAGAACAUCAGGUUGGCCCAGAUUGACUGCACUGUGGAGAAGGAUCUGUGCCAGAACCACGGCAUCAAGGGCUACCCUACCCUCAAGGUGUUCAAGGGCCCUGACGCUGAGCCUGUUGACUACAGUGGUCAGAGAACUGCGGAUUCGAUCUACAGCUAUAUGUUGAAACAGUCUCUACCACCAGUUUCUGUGAUCGCUGAUGCUGCUGACCUGACCGACUCUAUUGAGGAGGCCGUUGAACCAAUCGUGCUUCAGAUACAGCCAAAGGGCGCCAAAGCUUCGGAAGCUAACACGAGUUUCUACGAGCUUGCAGGCACCUUGAGAGAACAGUUCACUUUCAUCGUGACUUCCUCUGACGAGUACAUCAAGAAGUAUGCCGGCGACAGCUCCGAACCUGUAUUUGCCAUUUUCAGAGCUGACAGCUCUGAACCCUCCAUCUUCAAGGGCGAAGUCAGUGACCUUACCCACUUGACCGAGUUCAUCGAAAUCGAGACCAAGCCUCUGUUUGGCGAGAUCGACGGAAGCUCUUUCCAGGUGUACAUGGGUGCAAAAUUGCCUCUCGCGUAUUACUUCUGGACCGACAAGGCCGGUAGGGACGCAGUUGAGUCGAUCAUUUUGCCCCUCGCUAAGAAGUACAGAGGUGUGAUCAACUUUGUUGGUUUGGAAGCCGCCAAAUUCGGCCCACAUGCCAAGAACCUGAACAUGCAGGAGAGUUACCCAUUGUUUGCUAUUCACGACAUUGAGUCCAACAAGAAGUAUGGUAUCAGUCAAGAGAAGGAGCUGAACAACAAGGACAUCACAAAGUUCGUGGAGAGCUUUGUCGCCGGCGAAGCUGAGCCAAUUGUUAAGUCUGAGGACGUUCCAGAGGAGCAGGCCGAGGCCGUUUACCACUUGGUCGGCAAGGAACAUCAGGCCAUCACCCUUGACGAGUCCAAGGACGUUUUGGUGAAGUACUACGCUCCAUGGUGCGGUCACUGUAAGAGACUUGCCCCUACCUAUGAGGAGUUGGCUGCUGUCUACAAGGAUGCUGGUGAAGACAGAGUUGUGAUUGCCAAGCUCGACCACACCCUCAACGAUGUUCCAGUUGAGAUUUCCGGAUACCCAACCUUGGUGCUGUACCCAGCCAACGACAAGACUAACCCAAUCACUUUCGAGGGAGCUAGAUCCAUCGAGGGCUUGAGUGAGUUCAUCAAAGACAAGGGCUCUUUUGGAAUUGACGCAUUGAAGUUGCAGGCUGAAAACACCGCUGCUGGUAAUGCUACCGAGGAAGCUGUCAAGGAGGCUGAUGGCCACGACGAGCUAUAG